This is a messenger RNA of Oncorhynchus keta (chum salmon), 2823 nucleotides long. RefSeq lists its product as uncharacterized. The transcript has 4 exons. Bases 1 to 1104 code for a protein of 367 amino acids. NCBI's taxonomy places the organism in Eukaryota, Metazoa, Chordata, Actinopteri, Salmoniformes, Salmonidae. The record is from RefSeq and is a predicted model, not a curated record.
AUGUUACUCUACAGUCAGGUCAAAAAUCUACCUGUUACUCUACAGUCAGGUCAAAAACCUACCUACAAUCAGGUUAAACACCUGUUAAUCUACAGUCAGGUCAGACACAUGUUACUCUACAGUCAGGUCAAAAAUCUACCUGUUACUCUACAGUCAGGUCAAAAAUCUACCUGUUACUCUACAGUCAGGUCAAAAACCUACCUGUCAAUCUACAGUCAGGUCAAACACCUGUUACUCUACAGUCAGGUCAAACACCUGUUACUCUACAGUCAGGUCAAACACCUGUUACUCUACAGUCAGGUCAAACACCUGUUACUCUACAGUCAGGUCAAACACCUGUUACUCUACAGUCAGGUCAAACACCUGUUACUCUACAGUCAGGUCAAACACCUGUUACUCUACAGUCAGGUCAAACACCUGUUAAUCUACAGUCAGGUCAAACACCUGUUAAUCUACAGUCAGGUCAAACACCUGUUACUCUACAGUCAGGUCAAACACCUGUUACUCUACAGUCAGGUCAAACACCUGUUACUCUACAGUCAGGUCAAACACCUGUUACUCUACAGUCAGGUCAAACACCUGUUACUCUACAGUCAGGUCAAACACCUGUCGAUCUACAGUCAGGUCAAACACCUGUUACUCUACAGUCAGGUCAAACACCUGUUACUCUACAGUCAGGUCAAACACCUGUUACUCUACAGUCAGGUCAAACACCUGUUAAUCUACAGUCAGGUCAAACACCUGUUACUCUACAGUCAGGUCAAACACCUGUUACUCUACAGUCAGGUCAAACACCUGUUACUCUACAGUCAGGUCAAACACCUGUUACUCUACAGUCAGGUCAAACACCUGUUAAUCUACAGUCAGGUCAAACACCUGUUACUCUACAGUCAGGUCAAACACCUGUUACUCUACAGUCAGGUCAAACACCUGUUACUCUACAGUCAGGUCAAACACCUGUUACUCUACAGUCAGGUCAAACACCUGUUACUCUACAGUCAGGUCAAACACCUGUUAAUUUACAGUCAGGUCAAACACCUGUUACUCUACAGUCAGGUCAAACACCUGUUCGUAGAUCAGAGCCUGUUCAACAUUUUUCUUUGAUUUGUAGUCACAUGAUGCACAUACUGUACAGAGAGCCCCAUGAAGUGUAGAAGCUCAGACUGAACUAGUCUCUCGUAAUUAGGGGUGUUAAAUCUGACAGGGUAAUUGUUUAUGUAUUUAUUUUUUAUUUAACCUUUAUUUAACUAGGCAAGUUAGUUAAGAACAAAUUAUUAUUUACAAUGACUGCCUACCAAAAGGAAAAAGGUCUCCUGCGGGGAUGGGGGCUGGGAUUAAAACACUACCAGGGCAUCACAGACGAGGGGAGCAAACCAAGAGGUCACACUGACGAGCCCUCAGCAUGCUUAUUACAAGAAGCCCAGUCUACCGCAAAGUUUUUAAAAAGCCUAGACCCAUACAGUAUAUCCCAUUUGGACCUGAGGCCCGAGGUCUCUAACGAGGGGCUUCUAUACACUAUCUCUGUCUGCUCCAUAAUGUAGAUUCCCCUCACAUAAUCAGGGCUAAUUAUGUAAAGACAGACCACAGGCAUAUUAAGGAUCACUUUUUCUAAAUGCCCUUGGUUGCAACUAAACAGCCCCCAUAUAAAAACAACUAACCAUUUUCUCUUUAUAUGCUUUGAUUUUGGUUAAAAUGAUUGUAGAGAUAGUCUACCCAUUAAUGGAACAGAUUUGUUUUUCUUUGAAUACUUUUACAUUAUGAGCUUGGUCUUUUCUUAUUGUUGACAUUUUGGGGUCAACUCACCAUACACAUUCAACAACUGCAGGACUUUCAGUCUAUUCUUUUAACCUGUUCACAAUUCUCCCUCAGUUUUCCAGUGCAUCGAACACAUUGAUUACUAUUCUGAACAUGUUCAGUGGUAAUUCUCGUGAGUCACUCAUUGAGACAGUCUAUCUAUUCGUGCAAGGUUAUUAAAGAUUUCAUAUUCAGAUACUCACUCAAUGUCUGGUAAAUCCAGACAUUUCUGAGGGGCCAAAGAACUGUGGCUGAUUUCUCGUUCUCUUCAUUGUGAUUUGGUACACAUCUUCCUUCUCUCCCUUCCCAUUCUACACCGAAAGAAUGAACAGGUGUCAUGAAGUUGUAAUGAAUAUGCUAUAAAGGCACACUCUGUAACUUGUCUCCUCCUGCGGUAGCUAGGAAUGAAUUACAUAAACAAUUAAGAAAACAAUUCCUUGCAAAUGUUGUUUGACUUUCUCCUGUCAAAUAUCUCACAAAUACACUGUAACAGGAAGGGCUCGAUUCAAUCCGUAGUUGUCACGGCUGGCUAGGUGUGUAGAGAGGAAUCAGGCGCUGAGAGGUCCAGGGGAAAGAUGCACUUUAAUGCGGCACCAAAAGUAAAUGCCCAACACGCAGGGCCCAACACGUACCCCCCCCAACCCCUGACGCGCGGCACCCGCAGCGCGCUGCCACCGGCUUCGAGGGCGGCCCGGAGGGCGAGGCGCCGGGCGAUCCAGGUAGAGGCGGUGGAAGUCUCUCAGGGGUGAAGGGUCCAAAAUGUCCCCCACCGGUACCCAGCACCUCUCCUCCGGACCGUACCCCUCCCAGUCCACAAGGUACUGUAGGCCCCUCACCCGGCGUCUCGAGUCCAGAAUGGUACGUACUGUGUACGCCAGGGACCCCUGAUGUCCAGAGGGGGUGGAGGGACCCCAGGCACCUCACCUUCUUAGGGGACCAGCCACCACCGGCCUGAGGAGAGACACAUGAAACGAGGGGUUAAUACGAUAAUAAGUAGGAAGUUGUACCCUAUAACACACUCUGUUUAUC